Molecule: messenger RNA, 726 nt
Organism: Cladophialophora carrionii CBS 160.54
Lineage: Eukaryota; Fungi; Ascomycota; Eurotiomycetes; Chaetothyriales; Herpotrichiellaceae
Exons: 1
Coding region: 1-726 (241 amino acids)
Molecular function (GO): FMN binding
Source: RefSeq, a predicted model, not a curated record
AUGGCUCAUCAAGAAAUCUCGCCUGCCAUCCUCUACUGGGGCACCCCGGUGGUGUUGAUCAGCAGUACGAAUCCAGAUGGCAGCACCAAUCUGGGCCCGAUGAGCUCCGCCUGGUGGCUUGGAUCAGGGGCCGUUCUGGGUCUCGACGCCUCUUCGCAGACGACACAGAACAUGCUCCGCACGAAGCAGUGUGUGCUCAAUCUCGCAUCGGACAACAUGGCUCCGAACGUCAACGCCAUAGCCAGAACCACUGGCACGGACCCGGUCCCGGAAUCGAAGCAGGGAAGGGGUUAUACGUUCGCCAAAGACAAAUUCAAACGAGCGGGCUUGACGCCUCUUCCGUCCAGAAAGGUUACGCCGCCGGGCGUCAAGGAGUGUCCUGUGGUCAUGGAAGCCGAAGUGGUCGCCGUCCACGACAUGUUUGGCGGGAGGGCGGUGCAAGGUCUGGCCGUUGUGGUCGAAGUCAGGAUUCUGCGGAUCAGCGUUCAUCAGGAACUGAGGCUCAACGGGCAUCGCAACCGCGUGGAUGCAGACAAAUGGAAGCCAAUGAUCAUGAUGUUUUGUGACCUCUACGGCUUGAGAGAUGGAAAGUUGGAACCUUCGAAACUGGCUGAGAUUGAGGAGGAGAUGUACAGGCCGUGGACGGAGACGACGGGAGAAGCGGAGGAGGAGCUGGACAGCGGCGUUGCUGAGCAUGUGAUUGGAUUGAGUGCCUCGCAGCAGUAG